UUUAGGGUUUAUGGCUAUGGCGCUGGCGAUGCGCUGUAAUAUUCGCCGUCGCCUCGCCCUCUCUGCCGCUCGCUUCUUCUCCGUAGUCAAGGAAUCGAGCGCUAAUGAAUCAAGCGCCACGGCGGAGAGCACGGCAACACCGUCGCUCUCAAUCGAUCGCAGUGGAUUGCACGUCCCUGAAGAUUAUCAAUCGCCGCAAAUCGCCGAGACUGACAUGGAGAAGCAGCUGAAAUCGAUAAUUACGUUUCGUGGAGGACCGAUCACUGUGGCCGAGUAUAUGGAGGAGGUUCUUACAAAUCCUUCCGCCGGCUACUACUUACACCAGGAAGUCUUUGGAGCGGCUGGAAGUUUUAUCACAUCACCAGACGUGAGCCAGAUGUUUGGCGAGAUGAUUGGAAUCUGGAGCGUGAGUCUUUGGGAGCAAAUGGGAAAGCCCAGGAAACUCCAACUUGUAGAACUAGGACCGGGUCGAGGUACGCUCAUGCAGGACUUGUUACGGAGUACUCUUACAUUUAAAGACUUCUCCAAGGCGUUAUCAAUCCACUUUGUCGAAUGUAGCCCAGCCCUUCGUAAGCAGCAGCGGAGAGCAUUGCAAUGCCCCAGCGAGGAAAAGAAACACGAGGGUGGCGAUCGACCGGCUGUUGAGAACAGCCGAAGCCAGAGAUUUGAAACCAAUGUGGCGUGGUAUUUAGAUCUAAAGGACGUUCCUCGAGGAGUUCCGACCAUUAUAAUUGCGCAGGAAUUUUUUGAUGCUCUACCAAUACACCAGUUCCAGAAAACGCCUGUUGGCUGGUGUGAGAAGCUCAUUGAUGUGGAUUCCAGUGGAGCAUUCCGGUUUGUUUUGUCUUCGCAGCCUACUGCAGCCACUCUACUGUAUCUUAAAAAGCGGCUUAACUGGAUUACUGCCGUGGAGGAAGAAAGUAUACAUCACAUAGAAGUGUGUCCGAAAGCGCUGCAAGUAAGCCAGGAAAUUGCGAAGCGCGUAGCCGAAGACUCGGGUGGUGGGAUUAUCAUCGACUAUGGCAAAGACGAGCCUGUUACGGACAGUUUCCAGGCCAUAAGGAAUCACGAGUUCGUCAAUGUUUUGGAUAAGCCAGGAACAGCAGACCUCAGUGCUCAUGUCGACUUUGCAGCCAUCAAAAGGAUGGUCGCUGAAACAGCAAGCCCCACGGUAUCAACUUAUGGCCCAAUUUUCCAGCAGGAGUUCCUUGCAAUGCUCGGGAUAAACGUCCGGCUGGAAGCUCUCGUCAAAGAUGCUAGCGAUGAGCAGGGCGAGAAACUCCAGUUGGGAUACUGGAGACUGGUUGGAGAAGGACCUCCUCCAUGGCUGUCCGAGGGAGACGACGGCUACAAAAUCCAGGGCAUGGGUAAGCACUACCGAGUUCUCGCGAUCGCGGACAGUAAACUUGGAGCACCAGCGUGCUUCCGGCAGUGAUUUCUCACCACAGAGAAAUUUGAAGAGAGCAAUGACAAGAAGAAACUCGAGAUCAUCACAUGCCUGUGGAGAGACCAUUGUGAAACUUUGCUAUGUAGCUUCUUCACUUGCGAGAGAUUUUGGAGAACGGGUAAUAACUUCGAGCCAAGCACUUCCGAGGCAACUGUUAAACCUGUAUUUGUUUUCUAAAUAAACUUUAGAUUUACCUGC
Messenger RNA from Selaginella moellendorffii, 1645 nucleotides. RefSeq names its product protein arginine methyltransferase NDUFAF7, mitochondrial. Gene Ontology annotation, molecular function: protein-arginine omega-N symmetric methyltransferase activity. Gene Ontology annotation, biological process: mitochondrial respiratory chain complex I assembly. The coding region runs from base 11 to 1435 and encodes 474 amino acids. The transcript is spliced from 10 exons. Lineage: Eukaryota; Viridiplantae; Streptophyta; Lycopodiopsida; Selaginellales; Selaginellaceae. Gene Ontology annotation, cellular component: mitochondrion. The record is from RefSeq and is a predicted model, not a curated record.